UGUUUUUUCAGGAAAAAUGCAUUUUAGGUUUUCUAAUACAACAAGUCUGGCUGUUAUUUGAGGAACUAGAUAUGAAGGAAUAGUGCCCUGCUGUACUGAAGCAGAACUAAUUGGGUUGGAUGUAAAUGGAUUUGCAUCGGACGCCUUUAUCUUCCUUCUUUGGCACCUAGGCUGGAUGUUCUUUGUACCGACCGUGUCCUCAUAAGAUCAUUCUUGCAGUGCAUCUGCUCUACAGGAUGCUGCUUACAUGGACUUCAGUGAAGCAAUGCUUUGAUGAGACCGUUUCUCAGGCUUUAGAUGUUUUCACCACUGGUGAAAAAACCAACUGGAGGAGGACCUUCCUCCUCAUCCUCACCUGCAUUAUAUCCAGCCUCCUGCUCAGCUCCCUGCUCCUCCUGUACCUCCUCUUUGCUGUGGACUACGAACUAACGGUGGCCGGUUGGAUAACUGGCUGCUUUGGGAUUUCAUUAACUGUUUUCCUAUUCCUUUCAAACAGAGUGAGAUGUUUGGCCACUCUGUUUGUAAUAUCUAUUUUCAUGAAGAAGAGCAGGAACCUACUACUGACAGCUGGUACGAGUUUAGUUGUUCUUAAAAACAUUAAAAACACUUUGAGGAACCUGCACCUCCUGACCAAGAGCAUGAUUUGCAACCUGAAGGCCAAGAAAGCAUCCAUUGUUGCACCGUUUAGUAACUAUGUCAAGAUGUUAGAAUGGAUCGGAGGCAUUCUCAAAGGGGUUACAGACCUAGGAGUUGUCAACCUGGACUCGAAAUUGAAGGUUUCCCCGAGUAUAGAAUCGGAAGUGUUCAGGUUGAAGCUGAGCGAGGCCGAGCAGAAGCUGAACGAGACCGUGAAAUAUGUCCAAAGUGUCAUGGAAACCAUGUCCUCUGUGACGGACAAGACUUUUCCCGCUGUCAGCUUCCUUGUGCUUAUGAUGUUCUUAGCUGUACGAAUAAAAAAAUACUGCAAGGAUAUGAAGUAUAAAAACAGCUUUAUCAGCAGGAAGUUUGUUGUGUUUGAUGAGAAGCAGAAGGCUGAAGGGAAGCCUCAUGUUCUCCCCCUCACCUCGAAGGAAGAGAAGCUUUAUAAGUUCAUUCCUUCGGCCCGGCCCACCAUCAGUGAGGGGAAAGCUAUCAUGAAAUUUGGAGCCCCAGUAUUAUCCCACUUUGUAGCUUGGACCUUAUUUAUAACCAUGGAUGCCGUGUUGUAUUACUUUGUUGAUAUUAUUACGAAAACGUUAUCGGAGCUGAAGCCGUUCAACGUCCCACUGAUGCUCAAUUUCAAAGGAAUUGCUACUUUAAUUGGCGUACCAAUUGAUGAGGAAAACCAUCAAAUGGAUUUUUCCUACUCUGUGACCUUGUUUGAAAGGAGGUGUCUCCCCGAACCCGAGCUGCUGUUUUAUACCUCUGUAGUGCCACUGAGCGCCAUCCUCAUCACCCUGCUCAUAAUGGCCAUAAUGGCGGCCAAAACCUCCCAGCUCAGGCUAUUGGUCUGCGAGCAGUUCUUUUCCCACGCCUGUGACGCAAGGGUGGAGUUUCUACAUAGAAAAAUCCUGAGAAAAAGAUUAAAGCUCGUCAAGGAAGAAAAAGAAUCCAACAUUAGGUCAUAUAUUUCAAAGCUACAUUUCUGGUGUCCGAUGCUCUUCCCACCCAAAGAUGUACCUCAGAGUAUCACUUAAGGAUAUGGAUCUCUUUACCCAUAAUUCCAUUAAGCACAAAUCCAUGCAGGUCUGUUUAGGACACUGGAGGAGUUUCUAUUUACCAGGAUGGCUCUUCUUCACGAGGAAAGAACAUUGUUCUGGUUAUCUAAACUCACCUUUUAUUUUUGUACUGCAUAGAUGCACAAAGCCUGGAAAAUUUUCCUUUUUUAUGGCAUAGAUUAGGAAUGUCCAGAUCUGACCCAACGUAUUGAUCUGAUGUCUCUCUUCUCAAUGAUUUGUUCUUGACAAAACUCAAUAUCCAAGUGUUGUUCGAUGAUGCGUUUAAGUUAUUUUUUAUCUAAUCAAAUCUUGCAGU
Molecule: messenger RNA, 2013 nt
Organism: Cyprinodon tularosa
Lineage: Eukaryota; Metazoa; Chordata; Actinopteri; Cyprinodontiformes; Cyprinodontidae
Product: dendritic cell-specific transmembrane protein
Exons: 4
Coding region: 237-1676 (479 amino acids)
Cellular component (GO): membrane
Source: RefSeq, a predicted model, not a curated record